AUGCAGACGCCGGUCCUUCAGCCUUGGCCGCGUCGAGCUCCUCCGGGCGCGAGCCGCCGGGUCCGUGCGCCCUACGCCCGGGGCGGCUUCCCCAGUGCGCGCCUCUCGCAGCCAGCUGCAACUCCGCAACCCAGCCGCUGCCGCUGCGGCCACCGCCCGAGGGGAUCUACGGACAGGACGCCGGCAGGAGGAGGGGUGCGCAGCGUCCGCGCAGUGUCCCCUCCCGUGCACAGCGAGACCCAGGCCUCCGGGCCCCGGGAGUCCCUGGCCGCCUCACCAGGUGCACUCAAGUUUUUGGAGGAGGGAGUCCAACUCUUCAAGGAGAGCCCAGGCAGUUCUCUUGGAGUAUUAACAGGUCUGUCAUCCACCCUGUCUUCUCCAACAGACCAUGACAAUGCGCUGAGCGUGAGCAUCCCCCAGCCAUCCCCGCUGAAGGUCCUCCUGGGGACCUCCCUCACCAUCCCCUGCUACUUCAUCGACCCCAUGCACCCUGUGACCACCGCCCCCUCCACUGCCCCCCUCUCCCCGAGGAUCAAGUGGAGCCGCAUUUCCAAGGAGAAGGAAGUGGUCCUACUGGUGGCCACUGAGGGGCAUGUGCGGGUCAACAGUGCCUACCAGGACAGGGUCUCGCUGCCCAGCUACCCAGCCAUCCCCAGCGAUGCCACCUUGGAAAUUCAGAACCUGCGCUCCAAUGACUCUGGAGUCUAUCGCUGCGAGGUGAUGCAUGGCCUGGAGGACAGCGAGGCCACCCUGGAGGUCAUGGUGAAAGGCAUUGUGUUCCACUACAGAGCCAUCUCCACGCGCUACACCCUUGACUUUGACAGGGCCCAGCGGGCCUGCCUUCAGAACAGCGCCAUCAUUGCCACUCCUGAGCAGCUACAGGCCGCCUACGAGGACGGCUUCCACCAGUGCGACGCAGGCUGGCUGGCUGACCAGACUGUGCGGUACCCCAUCCACACUCCCCGGGAAGGUUGCUAUGGAGAUAAGGACGAGUUUCCAGGGGUGAGAACCUACGGCAUCCGGGACACCAACGAGACCUAUGACGUGUACUGCUUCGCCGAGGAGAUGGAGGGUGAGGUCUUCUAUGCGACGUCCCCGGAGAAGUUCACCUUCCAGGAGGCCGCCAGCGAGUGCCGACGGCUGGGCGCGCGUCUGGCCACCACCGGCCAGCUCUACCUGGCCUGGCAGCGUGGCAUGGACAUGUGCAGCGCCGGCUGGCUGGCCGACCGAAGCGUGCGCUACCCCAUCUCCAAAGCCCGGCCCAACUGCGGGGGCAACCUCCUGGGCGUGAGGACCGUCUACCUGCAUGCCAACCAGACCGGGUACCCCGACCCCUCAUCCCGCUACGACGCCAUCUGCUACACAGGUGAAGACUUUGUGGACAUCCCAGAAAAUUUCUUCAGUGUGGGUGGUGAGGAGGACAUCACCAUCCAGACUGUGACCUGGCCCGAUAUGGAGCUGCCUCUGCCCCGAAACAUCACAGAGGGGGAAGCUCGUGGCAAUGUGAUCCUCACAGUGAAGCCCAUCUUCGGGGUCUCCCCCACUGACCUGGAGCCUGGGGAGUCCUUCACAUUUGCCCCUGACAUGGCGGUCACAGCCUUCCCUGAGGCCGAGAAUGAGACUGAAGCAAUCACCAGGCCCUGGGGCUUUCCAGAACAAUUGCGCCCUACGGCCUACACCAGUGAGGACCUGGUUGUGCCAGUGACCAUUGCCCCAGGGGCAGCUGAGGUCCCUGGGCGGCCCCAUCUGCCAGGUGGGGUCGUGUUUCACUACCGGCCUGGCUCCACCCGCUACUCGCUGACCUUCGAGCAGGCGCAACAGGCCUGCCUUAGCGCAGGCGCCGUCAUGGCCUCCCCAGAGCAGCUGCAGGCUGCGUACGAGGCAGGCUACGAGCAGUGCGACGCUGGCUGGCUGCAGGACCAGACCGUCAGGUACCCCAUUGUGAGCCCACGGACACCGUGUGUGGGUGACAAGGACAGCAGCCCAGGGGUGAGGACCUAUGGUGUGCGUCCAUCCUCAGAAACCUAUGAUGUCUACUGCUAUGUGGACAAGCUCCAGGGGGAGGUGUUUUUUGCCACACGCCUGGAGCAGUUCACCUUCCACGAGGCACUGGCAUUCUGUGAAUCCCAAAAUGCCUCGCUGGCCUCCACUGGCCAGCUCUAUGCAGCCUGGGUGCGUGGACUGGACAAGUGCUACGCUGGCUGGCUGGCAGAUGGCAGUCUCCGCUACCCCAUUGUCACCCCGAGGCCAGCCUGUGGCGGGGACAAGCCAGGCGUGAGGACUGUCUACCUCUAUCCCAACCAGACCGGCCUCCCGGACCCACUAUCCCGCCACCACGCCUUCUGCUUCCGAGGUGUUCCCGUGGCGCCCUCUCCAGGAGAAGAGGAGGGUGGCACAGCCACACCCCUUGCAGGCCUGGAGGACUGGAUCGUCACCCAUGCAGUGCCUGGCGUAGCUGUUAUUCCCUUGGGGGAGGAGACAACUGCAGUCCCAGAGUUCACUACUGAGCCAGAAAGCCAGACAGAAUGGAAACCGGCCUAUACUGCAAUGGGCACCUCCCCUCUGCCAGGGGUCCCAUCCACAUGGCCUCCCACCAGCACAGCAGCAGAGGAAAGCACAGAGGGCCCUGGGACAACUGCAGUGCCCUCCGCCUGGGAAGCGCCUUCCACCUCAGAGGAGCCAUAUACACCUUCUUCAGCAGUGCCCAGUACCACCGAGCUGCCAGUCUCCUGGGAGGUAUCUGAGGCCCCUGAUGUCAGUGGUGACUUCACAGGCAGUGGAGAAGCUCCAGGCACCACUGCAAGUGGACUGCCCUCUGGAGAUCUUGACUCCAGUGGUCUCACCUCAACAGUGGACUCAGGCCUGCCCUCAGGACAUGGAGACAGAAUUGAGUGGUUCGGCACUCCUACAGUAGCUGGGCUGCCCUCUGGAGCUGAGGACCUAGAAGGCUCUGUUUCUGGGGCAUGGGACCUCAGCAGGCUUCCUUCUGGAAAGGAAGCUCCAGAGACUUCUGCCUCUGGAGAAGGGGAAAUGAGUGGACUUGCUUCAGGAGGAGUUGUAGAGACUUCUGCCUCUGGAAUAGGGGAAGUCAGUGGGCUUCUUUCAGGAGGAGAAGCCCUAGAAUCUUCUGCUUCUGGAGGAGGGGAAGUCAGUGGGCUUCCUUCUGGAGGAGAAGGUGUAGAGACUUCUACCUCUGAAACAGGGGAAGUCAGUGGCCUUCCUUCUAGAGGAGAAGGUGUAGAGACUUCUGCCUCUGGAAUAGGGGAAGUCAGUGGCCUUCCUUCUGGAGGAGAAGAUCUAGAGACUUCUGCCUCUGGAGUAGGGGAAGUCAGUGAGUUUCCUUCUGGAGAAGGUUUAGAGACUUCUGCCUCUGGAGAAGGGGAAAUGAGUGAACUUCCUUCAGGAGGAGAAGGUGUAGAAACUUCUGCCUCUGGAGUAGGGGAAGUCAGUGGCCUUCCUUCUAGAGGAGAAAGUCUAGAAGCUUCUACCUCUGGAGAAGGGGAAGUCAGUGGAAUUCCUUCUGGAGAAGAAGGUCUAGAGAUUUCUGCCUCUGGAACAGAGGAAGUCAGUGGACUUUCUCCUAGAGGAGGUCUAGAGACUUCUGCCUCUGGAGAAGGGGAGGUCAGUGGGCUUCCUUCUAAAGGAGAAGGCCUAGAAACUUCUGCCUCUGGAGAAGCCAGUGGACUUCCUUCUGGAGGAGGUCUAGAAACUUCUACCUCUGAAGUAGGUGACCUCAGUGGACUUUCUUCAGGAGAAGAUCUACAGACUUCAGCCUCUGGAGUAGAGGAUAUAAGUGUGCUUCCUACUGGAAGAGAAGGUCUAGAGACCUCUGCCUCUGGAGCAGACACUGUCAGUGGGCUUCCUUCUGAAGGAGAGGAUCUAGAGACUUCUGCCUCUGGAAUAGAGGAUUUAAGUAGGCUUCCUUCCGGAGAAAGUCUAGAAACCUCUGUUUCUGGAGGAGGGGAUGACCUCAGUGGGCUUUCUUCUGGAAGAGAGAAUUUAGAGACUUCAGCCUUUGAAGCAGAGGACCUCAGGGGCAUGCCUUCUGGAAGAGAGGACUUGGUAGGAUCUGCUUCUGGAGAGUUGGCCUUUGGCCAACUGCCUUCUGAAACCGUAGGGAGUGGACAAGCUCCAGACACAAGUGGUCUUCCCUCUGGAUUUAGUGGUGAGUAUUCUGGAGUGGACUUUGGAAGUACGCCAUCCUCUGGCCUUCCUGACUUCAGUGGGCUUCCAUCUGGGCUCCCAACCAUCUCCCUAGUGGACACUACAUUGGUGGAAGUAGUCACAGCCACCAGUGCAAGUGAACUGGAAGGGAGAGGAACCAUUGACAUCAGUGGCACAGGAGAAGUAUCUGGGUUGCCUUUUGGCGAGCUGGAUAUUAGUGAGGGGACAAGUGGGCUCCCUUCAGGAACUGAAGUCAGUGGCCAAGCAUCUGGAUCUCUUGAGAUCAGUGGGAAAACAUCUGGAUUCUUUGAUGUUAGUGGACAGCCAUCUGGGUUUCCUGAUAUCAGUGAGGGAACAUCUGGGAUUUCUGAGGCCAGUGGGCAGCCUUCAGGGUUUCCUUACUCCAGUGGGGAGGCAUCUGGAGUGACUGAGCUCAGUGAACUACCCUCUGGGCAACCAGACAUCAGUGGAGAAGCAUCUGGAGUUCUUCUCAGCAGUGGCCAACGAUUUGGCAUAACAGACCUGAGUGGAGAAACAUCCACAGGACCUGAUCUCAGUGGACAGCCAUCAGGGUUGCCAGAGGUCAGCGGGACAACACCUAGAAUCCUUGACCUGGUUUCUGGUACCAUAAGUGGCAGUGGGGAAUCUUCUGGCAUUACAUUUGUGGACACCAGUUUGAUGGAAGUGACCCCUACUGCAUUUAAAGAAGAAGAGGGUCUAGGGUCUGUGGAAUUCAGUGGCUUCCCUCCCAAGGAGAUGGAUCUGUCAGGCACAUCUGGGGAAGUGGACAUCAGUGGACAGUCUUCUGGAACAGCCGACACCAGUGGGUUUACCUCCCCAGCUCCAGAGCUCAGUGGCCUACCAAGUGGGGUAGCUGAAGUCAGUGGAGAAUUCUCUGGAGCUGAGGCUGGGAGCAGUCUGCCCUCGGGAGCAUACGAUGGCAGUGGACUUCCAUCUGGGGUCCCCACUGUCUCCCUUGUAGACAGAACCUUUGUGGAAUCUGUAACCCAGCACCCAACAGCCCAAGAAACUGGAGAGGGCCCUUCAGGUGUUUUGGAACUUAGUGGUACUCCUUCUGGAGCACCAGAAGUAUCUGGAGACCAUUCUGGAUUUUUGGACCAAAGUGGGCAGCAAUCUGGGCUGGUAGAACCCAGCGGGGAGCCAUUGAGUACUCCAUACUUUAGUGGGGACUUUUCCAGCACUGCUGACAUAAGUGGAGAAUCCUCUUCAGUUACCAGCAGCAGUGGAGAGACCUCAGGACUUCCAGAAGUUACGUUAAUCACUUCUGAGUUAGUGGAGGGUGUGACAGAAGCAACUAUUUCCCAGGAACUUGGACAAAGACCCCCUGUGACAUACACACCCCGGCUUUCCGAGGCCAGUGGGGAACCCUCUGGGUCUGGGGACAUUGGUGGAACAACAGCAACAUUCUCAGGCUCUGGCGAAGAGGUGCUGGCAGUUCCAGAAGGUAGCAGUGAGUCGGCUGCCUAUCCUAAGGCUGGAGUGAAGGCAUCUACUGCCCCUGAGACCAGUGGAGAGGCGUCUGGGUCCCCUGAUUCAAGUGAAACCACUUCUGCCCCCCAUGAAGCAGAUCUUGAUCAAGCCUCAGGCCUGGGCGUGAGCAGCAGCCCCUGGACCUUUCUGGGAGGCCCCCAGGAGGGGUUAGCUGCCCCAGAAGGGAAUGGAAAGUCAAUCACCACCUCCCAGCUGGGUGUAGAGGCCUCGGGCACCCCUUGGGCCACUCCCAUGGCUUCCGGAGACAGGACUGAAACCAGCGGAGAACUGUCUGGUCACAGCUCAGGUCUGGAUGUCCCCAUCAGCACCAGCGCCCCUGAGUCCCAGUGGACCCAGCACCCUGCAGAGGUGCAUCUAGAAGUCAAGUCCUCAAGCCCUUUGUACUCGGGAGAAGAGACCCACACGGCCGAAACAGCCACCUUCCCAACAGAUGCAGCUGUUCCUACUUCUUCAGAAGGAUCCGGAGAAGCAGAGACAUCCAUGACAGACCUUGACGAGUGCCUCUCAAGCCCUUGUCUGAAUGGAGCCACCUGCGUGGACACCAUGGACUCUUUCACAUGCUUAUGCCUUCCCAGCUACGGAGGGGACCUGUGUGAGAUCGACCAGGAGGUGUGUGAGGAGGGCUGGACCAAAUUCCAGGGCCACUGCUACCGCCACUUCCCUGACCGCGAGACCUGGGUGGAUGCCGAGAGGCGGUGUCGGGAGCACCAGUCACACCUCAGCAGCAUCAUCACCCCCGAGGAGCAGGACUUUGUCAACAGAAAUGCUCAGGACUACCAAUGGGUUGGCCUGAAUGACAGGACCAUCGAAGGGGACUUCCGCUGGUCAGAUGGACAUCCCUUGCAAUAUGAGAAGUGGCGUCCCAACCAGCCGGACAACUUCUUCGCCACGGGAGAGGACUGUGUGGUGAUGAUCUGGCACGAGAAGGGCGAGUGGAACGAUGUCCCCUGCAAUUAUCACCUCCCUUUCACGUGUAAAAAGGGCACAGUGGCCUGCGAAAACCCCCCGACGGUGGAGCACGCCAGGACCCUGGGGCAGAAGAAGGACCGGUACGAGAUUAACUCCCUGGUGCGGUACCAGUGUACAGAGGGCUUUGUCCAGCGCCACGUGCCCACCAUCCGGUGCCAGCCCAGCGGGCGCUGGGAGGAGCCUCGGAUCACCUGCACAGACCCCACCACCUACAAGCGCCGACUACAGAAGCGGAGCUCGCGGCAGAGCCGCCCAAGCUCAGGCCAUUGAGAGGAGCUUCGGGACCACCCAGGACGCUGAGCCC
Octodon degus (degu) is the source of this 6949-nucleotide messenger RNA. RefSeq names its product aggrecan (gene Acan). Gene Ontology annotation, molecular function: calcium ion binding; hyaluronic acid binding. Bases 1 to 6915 code for a protein of 2304 amino acids. Lineage: Eukaryota; Metazoa; Chordata; Mammalia; Rodentia; Octodontidae. The record is from RefSeq and is a predicted model, not a curated record. Gene Ontology annotation, biological process: cell adhesion. The transcript is spliced from 18 exons.